This is a messenger RNA of Oldenlandia corymbosa var. corymbosa, 1937 nucleotides long. NCBI's taxonomy places the organism in Eukaryota, Viridiplantae, Streptophyta, Magnoliopsida, Gentianales, Rubiaceae. The record is from the annotation of a GenBank genome assembly.
UUUUAAUUAUCCAGCACUUUCUAGGGAAUGCACAAUCCCUCCAGUUUCGGAUUUUUGUUCUUUAAUUUUGCAAAGGCAAAAAUGAACUAAAAACAAAGUAACAAACUCAACACCAAACUACCACAAGCAAUGAUGAUGUUGAGGCUUCAGCUUCAUCUGGCGCCAUCUUCAUCAUCUGGAUUUACCUUCUUCAGUUCUUCCAGACCCAUUAUUCUUCCGAAAUUUCACACUUCAUCAUUCUCCAAAUCCCACAACCGGCAUCUAUUUCUUCUUCAUAAAAAUGGAAAACCCAGCAUAAAAUCCCCACCUUUUGCUUCAGAUGUUGCAGACAACUGUUGUACUACAAGUACUGAUGAAGAAGAAGAAGAGGGAAAUGGAGCCGUAAAUAUCAAUCCAACUGUGAAAAUAGUUGCUCUGGUUGGGGAUGGUAGCAUCAGCCCUAUUAAGUCUACUCCUUGGUUCGAUGUCCUGCUUCAUACGGCAAAAAGAUUGAAAUGGGUUGAUGAAAGCUUUGAAAUGCUGGUAUUCAGUGAUAAACUCAUUCAAGGGGAUCGCCGAGCUACAGAGAAUCUACAUGAGGUGGUUACACAAGUUGAUAUUUUGUUGAUUGUUGCAGUCACCAAUCAAGAAAGUGUUAACUGGGUGGAAACAAACAGCAGAAAUGUCUCAAACAUAUUAUGUUUUGAGUGCUCUCCAGUGUUGAAAAACAAACUUGGAGGAACAGUAAUAAAUAGAGAACCUAGUGGCAAUGUGUUUGAUAAAUUAGCAGCAAUUUCUGAAUCAAAGAGGAGAAAGGAAUCAGUGGAAUUGGUACAAACUGUUUCGGAGGCUUGGGAUAGGCAUAAUUCAGAUGAUAUUAGAUUUUGUCUGUUAGUUGUUAUCAAUGCCUAUAUAAGGCCAGUCCCCAUCCUGAAGAACCUGAGAGCAAAAGGCUUCUCCACCUUGAACUGCAUGGUGAAAAGUUGUGGCCCUCAAAUACUGAACUGCUUGCUGGAUCCUAAUUGUAGAAAAGCUCUUCAAUGUUUGAAUCAGUGCAGUCCAGUGGAUCAGGUCUGUAACUACAGAUGUAUUGCUUCAUACGAGAGUCGUUAUUUGGAGGAAUUUUCUCUAUGUGUGUUACAGAAGAACAACUGUUUGGAGUUGGAUGCUAAGAUCCCUGAAAAGCCUUCUGUGCCCCCAAUGACAAAAUUCAGAGGUGACAGCCUCAGUCAUGAAACAGCUGAAGAUCUUUUUGUCGGUUGGUUAGGGAAAUUGGAGUGGAGUUGGCGUGUGGUUGCCGGGCAGAACCCAGCCUAUGAUCAGUUCCCAUGCCAGUACCAACUCUUUUAUAGAGGGAAGGCUAAAGGAUCAUUCUGGUACGAACCGGUUUUCCAAGUCAGGACACUUGAAGACGGGAGAUUGGUCUGGAGAAGGCGAAGAUACCGAGUCAGAAGAGGGAAAACCCCGGGCACAUUUUUCUUCAGCGUCCUGGAUAAUGGCGUGGUUUCGAACGAGUUUUGGACCAUUGUGGAUGUUGCUGAUGACUUUAGCUGGGGUUUAUUUCAUUAUCACGGAGCUGCUCGAGUCGCAGGACAGUCCUACACAGGUGCAGUGCUUGUUAGCCCUGAUGGUGCAUAUCCACCUGAAGCUGAAAGGAAAAGAUUGUCAUUAGCAUUGGAUAGAUGUGAUAUCAAAGACUGGGAGCUUUAUGAUGUCGAUAAUUUUUCGUGUAAAAAUCCACCUUUGGGUCUUCCGAAGGGUUCAAGAUUACAUAGUAUGAUUAUGAUUUAAGGUAUUUCAGGAGAAAUGUUCAGUUCUGAGGAAAGCAUUUGUCUUGAUCUUGAACUGCUAUUUUGUCUGGUUGAGUUCAUUCAGCUCAAUUUAGUACACUAGAAAAGGUUUACGUUCUGACAUGAUAUCCUCAUCACUAAAAUUUAGUAGAAAUUCAUCAAUUUUCG